CCGUGCUUUCGGCGCUACAUGACAGGGGGCUUUCGCGGCAGGAGUGGGGGAGCGGCGCGAGGAAGAAAAUGGCCGACGAGGCUACGGUAAAAGGGCAGGGACGUCGUGCGAGGUGCGCGCUGCGCGACACGAGAUUGCCAGUUUCGCGAUAGACCGCACGAAAAAAGGGCCGUGGAACAUCCGCGUGGGAAGGCCUCUCGUCGUCGUCGGCGCUCGCGAUCGCGCGUCCCCCACCGGGAAAGCGCACCGGGGCUCGGAGAGUCGAGGACUGGAGCCGCCGUCGUCGUUGCCGUCGUCUCGCCGUCCCGUCCCGUCCCGUCUCGUCGACCGUCGUCGCACGGUGGCCCGAUCGGCCGUUUUAAAAAAGCGUUCUCGCGUGCCCCCGAGAGUGGCGGACGUGCGGACGGACGGAAGGGCUCGCCGAGAGAUAUAUCCAGCUAGAGCGAGCCGUAUCGCACUAAUUAAAAUCUACAAUGGCAGUUAGGUAGUUGUGGAAAUUAACAUUAGAUAUUCGUGAACUUCAAGCGUAUUUUUAUUCAAUUGAAGAUGUAAAAAACACAAUCAUAAUGAAGCCACAAAAGAAGGCUGUUGUUGCCAAAAAGGCAACGAAAAUGCCAACAGUCGCCAAGAAACGUCGCACACCUACGGAGAAGACUAUGCCCGACUUGAGGAAGGAGAAGAAAUCAAAGAAGAAUGACAAACUGGAAGAUCCAAAAAGAAAGGCGGACAAUGAGAAGAAGAAGUUGGAGAAGGCGGAGGAGACGCGAAAGAGACUCGACGACAAGAGAAAGGCAGAGGACAAGAAGAGGGAGAAAUCGGACGAAAAGAAGAAGAGGGAUUCCGAGAAGAAGUCCGACAAGAUAGACGAGCGAAAGCUGGACAAAACGGAUGAUAAGUUGAUCAACGAAGAGAUCGGUCACGAGUGCGCGGACAGAAAGAAAUUGCAAAAGUGCGAGGAGAAAAUAAAAUUGGAGAAGCAAUCUGUCGAUAAUAAGAAGAAAAUUGAGAAAGCAGACGACAAGAAGAAGAGCGCAAAAUUGGACGAAGCGAGCGUGGAAGAUAACUACAAGUCCCUAAACACGAUGGAUGAUAAGGAUGCGCUCGAAGAUAAGACCGACGCUCUCUGUCCGCUGACGAAGAAAAGGGCCAAGGACGAGAAGAAGAAGGAUGCCAAGCCGAUGAAAUCCGAUGUCAAGUCAAUAUCCAAGAAUUCUACGGCCAAGGACAAGAAAUCCGAUCGCAAAAAGAUCCCGGAGAAGGACCCGGCGAGCAAUAAGAUUACCGCCGCUAAGGCAAAGAAGGAUCCGAAAACGAAGCAGGGCCAGAAGAAAGGCGGCAUCGCGAGGAAAACGGUGUUGACGAAGAAGCCUCACUUAUCGGUGGCCAAGAGGCUGGCGGAUAAGAAGGUCAAGCUGAUCAAGCCGGUGAAGGACGAGGAGGUGACCGAGAACGUGGACACGACGAAGAAAACGAAGAAGAAGAGCGCCAGCAACGUCGCCAAGAGUAAAGUUCCGCAGGAGAAAAAGUCAAAGCUGACCAAGCAUAUGAAGGCCAAGCUACCGGCGAAACAAUCGAAAAUUAGCGCCGCUCUGAAGAAGGAAGACAAGCUGAAGAGCAUCACAGAAAAAAUCAUGGCCAAGAGGAAGAUCGAGUUGAAGGAGUCCGAGGAAGUCGCGGCCGAACACAAGAAGGCCGCUGGCAAGGACGAGGCUUGCCAAGGCCCGGAAAUGAGCAACAUUAAGAGCGAGAUCGAGGAGGACAAGGAUCCGGACAAGGGUAAGGAGGAGAGUCCGCCUUGCGCGACUAGCAAAGUGCAGGAUAAUAAGAAAGCCGCCAAAAGUAGCAGAAUGAGCGGCAAGCCGGCGAAGAAGAGCGGGAAGGCGAUCAAGUCACUACAAACGGAGAGCAAUAAUCAAACAUCGGCCGCGUCGGAGGACGCAUCUUCCGAGGAAUUUGGCAAACAGUCGAAGCGCGAGUACGAGGAGAACGCGAGGUCCGUCGUGAAUUCCAAGCUGGAGCAGAUCGUCACCGAGAACACGAUCGAAUUAGACCUAAAGGUUGAGGCGAUGAACGGCGGCGAGAGCGCCAGCGGCGUUACGUCUCAAUCCGACUCCGAGGGUGAUUCCGACGACGAGUACAAGAAGAGCAAGAAGCGGAAGGACGCGAAGAACAAAGAGAGGACCAACUCGCCGUCGGACGAGCGCGCGCGGCGAAUGCGACUUUUUGGCUUCUGGAGUGGACCAAAACGACACAGGGUCGCGUCAUUGAAUGCCUUGGCUAAAGUUCACUGCCUCUACGAAAACGAGUCCGGGGGGGUUUAUCUCGGCGGUUAUUGCAAACCGAAGCCCGAGAAGGAGAAGGACAAGGAGAGGCCGAAGAAGAUGAAAGAGGAGAAAGAGGAGCAGCAGCAGCAGCAGCAGCAGCAACAGCAACAGCAACAGCAGCAGCAGCCGCCGCCGCUGCCGCCGCCGCCGGCGUCGACGACGACGCGCAAAGAGAAGGAGAAGAAGGUCGAAUGUAAAACUGAGGAGAACGUGCUGAAGAGGAAACUGAGGAACGUGCCAGGUCUCCGCGGCAAACACUGGGACAUGCUGGAGAGUUCGUCAUCCUCGUCCUCCUCCGACGAGGACUGCGAGAAGGAGAAGAGCGCCGAGCCGAGUAAGAAGAAGAUGACCAAGAGGCGGCGGCGAAACGAGGAGGUGAUGGACCUGAAGGACAUGGUCGUUUGCAAGAGGAUGGCCAGUCUUAAUGCCACUGCCAUUUUGGCUGCUUCCUACUCCGAUGAGAAAAAUCGUUGUGGUAGCAGCAGUGAUUCCUCCAGCGAGUCGGAAGUAGAGAUAAUUAAGAGACGUAGACAAAACGACUCCGACGUAGAUAAGAAGAAGCCCCGGCAAGGCUCCGAUCCGGAAGAGGUUAUUAAGCCAUCCAAGAAAGUUGUCAUCGUUAACCAGGACACGGACGUCACUAUCACAGGUGUUUACGUCAAUCAGACCCGAUCCACCCAUCACGAGGGCUUCUGCAGUAUCGCCGGUAUGCAGUACAGGAUCAGUUCCACCAGCCACACUCAGACUGCAGCUACCGCGGUGGCCACCGAGCUCCACGACCAGCCAAAGCCGGAACAGCCUUGCAAGUCUUACACACCACUGGGUGCGUUGUCUUCUAUGCAGCCGCCGGGUAGCCAGGGCAAUCAUCCCAACAUGUCACCUCGCAGGCACUCGGCGUUCUCGGCCCCUCAUCAGCACGGGUAUUAUCAGCCGGCUGGUCCACUGAUACAGCACCCGCCUACCUUACCGCCCGUUAAAGGUCCACCUCCGGAACCGACGCCCACGCCUCCGCAAAAUUCAGAGGGCUCCGACGACUUGGUGGCGACCUCCACGACCUCCGGCGGCACGAGCAGCACGGGUGGAGGCUUUUAUAGGGCAUAUUGCCCGCAGUACUACGGCACGCCGCCGCAGUAUCCGGAGCUGUGUUACCCGCCGACGUAUUCGCAUCCUCACCCUCAUCCGCCGCAUUACUACAAAUACGCGCCCUACAGAAGGCAAUACUAUGGCUAUCAAGAGUCCGGUGGGGGAGGCGGGCCGCCUGGCAGCGGGGCCGCCGGGGGUGCCCCUGGAGUCGUUGAUUAUCAGCCGCCGCCGCCGCCCGGCGAAUAUCCCCUGCCACAUUAUUACGGGGGAUACCCCCCGCCCCCUCCGCCGCCGCCGCCUCCACCGAACCCGGCAUAUCUGCAUUCUCAGGGAAGACCUUUCGUAGACCCCUUUCAAGGAUGUCCAUGCCCGAUGCAAUCGUGUCCAAAAAACGUGGAUACUGGGGCCCUUAUUGGUAAUGGUAAGGGAGCGCCAGUGAUAUCGGGGACCGGUCCGUCAUUGCCACCCAGUGCUUUGGUAGGUCCGCCCUCGCCGGCGAGGGGGUUAGCCGGGCUUGCGCCCCCUCACGGUGCCAACGCCUGGGAUACGGAACGCGUCCAACUCAACGCAUCGCACCGCAACCUGAAUCAGAACCAGCCGACUUCGGUCCCGCCGUCGCACAACCUGGUCGGUGGGCCUCACAGUCGCCCUCAGGGCCAAGACUGUAGAAGUAGUAGUAAGGACGAGAAAAAUUGUACGGAGGACAAGAUAAGAAAGUGCGCUUGCCAGAAACACGCGUGCACGUCUACCUGCGAGGUCAAGGUGGAGACGCUGUCGCCCACUGAGAAACUGUCGGUGGCGGCGAGCUGUCCCGGCAGCAAGUACCACAACUUCAAGAUGGAGAACAACAACGUGAAAUGCGAGUCCUGCAGCAUGGAGCUCGGCGACGGGUUGCCGUGCGUCGCCAACUGCAACGUCAAGUGCGAGUCGGCGGACUACAAGUGCGACAUCAUGAAGUGCGAGCAGUGCAUGAAGGAGGGCGGGAUCGUCCUGGAGCUCGACAAGAACCCCGGCAUCGUGCUGGACGAGAAGCUCGACGGCGACCCCAACGUCAAGGAGGAGCUCGACGUGGUGGUGAUCGAGAAUGAGAACUGGAAGAAGCCCGACUACGAGCCGACCGUACGGGAGACGGUCGACGACAAGCGGGAAGAGGAGGAUCCAGAGGAGGAAGAGGAGGAAGAGGAGGAGGCGGUGGCGGAGGCGCCGCCGGUGGUCGAAGCCGAGGAGCAGCCGAGGUGUCAGAAGGUGACGAAGAGGAAGCUCUCGUUGGACAGCUUGUCGGACAGCAGGAAGAAGAGGAAGACGAGCAAGCGAGCUCUGUCGGUCGGUUCGUCGCAGGACAACAACAACGUGGACAACGAGCAGCCGCCGGCGAAGAUCGUCGCGCCGAUCGAACCGUUGCCGAGCAAGAUCGACAGCGUGAGGACGGUGGAGGCGAGCGCCCCGAAGAAGAAGCAGGCGAAGAAAGAGCUGCAGAAGCAAGACAAGAGCAAGCGCAAGGCGGAGGGCCCGAGCGCGUCCGAGAAUGCAGCGAAGAAAGCGAGAACCGGUAAGCAGAGUAUGAGCAAUUGCACGGUCAACUGUUGCACGGGCAGACAGGCCGCCAGCGACACCUCGAUCAUGGAGACUAUCGACAAUGUGAUACAGCAGAGCCUGCAGAUGACGCAGAGGAAGGAGCGCAAGAGUAAGAACUGCGAGCGCGCGGACAAGAAGAGGAAGCUCGACCUCGACCCGCCGCCACCGCUGGCGCUGCCGCCGCCGCCGCCGCCGCCGCCGCCACCGCCGCCGCCGCCGCCGCCGCCACCACCGCCGUUGACGCUGAAGAAGAACGCGAAGAAGAACACGGAGCCGCCGAAGGAGCCGCCAACGCUCGAGAAGCAGCCGACGAAGGUGACCGCGAGGAACGGCCAGACCAAGGGUAAAACGGACGCGAGAUCGAAGUCUAAGCUGUCGACGUCGCAGGAGGUCGCGAGGAACAAAGGCAAAGGCAAGGGCGGUAAAACCGUCGAGACCAAGGCCCAAGAGACCAAGUCCAGGACGCAGGACGCCAAGACGAGGGACGCGUCCAAGAAGCGCGUCGACGCCGUCUUGUCGAAGGCCAAGUCGGUCGACAUCGUACCCGAUGACCCGAGGAAAUUGGCCGCGAACAACAAGAAGAAGCGGAAGAACGCGAAGAAAGCGGGCGUGAAGAAGCAAACGUCCGGCGGCAAGAUGGAGAACCCCUCGACCGCCAACGAGAGCCUGGCGUUAACGAAAAGGCUCUUCCUGAAACCGCGCUGGAGCAACGGCUGGAGUUGGGAGGGCGAGCCUAUCGAGAGCAGGGUGUAUCUAACGAACGAGGAGUACGCGACACGGCGCUGUUACGCGAGCAUGAGGCACGAGAGCGGAGACGUGCUGAGGCCCCUGGACUGCGUGUUGCUGAAGAGCGGCCCGCGCAGGGUCGAUCUGCCGUUUGUAGCGAAAAUCGCCACCCUCUGGGAAAAUCCGGACGAUGGCGAAAUGAUGUUUUCGCUGCUGUGGUAUUACCGGCCCGAGCACACGGAACAGGGUCGGACAGAGUACGACACCGAGGACGAGGUGUUUGCUUCGCGUCAUCGAGAUGCAAACAGCGUCGCUUGCAUAGAAGACAAAUGUUAUGUCCUAACGUUUAACGAGUACUGUCGAUAUCGUAAAAAUUUACGGAGGAUCGAAGAAGGUUUAGAGAGUCCUGGCUUGAUAGUUCCGCCAGGGGACCAAGUGUAUCCAAGGGAGGGUCGGCAGCCUCCUAUAACGGCAUCGUCGGACGUGGUGCUGUUCUGCCGACGUGUCUACGACUACCGCGGAAAGAAGCUUAUGAAGAACCCCGGAUGACUCGACUUCCUGUAAGAUGCCUCCUCGAUUAGGAACCAACGGGAUGCGCUACGUUCCGAGAACAUAUUCAUUGCGAAAGCUGGCCGCAGGUCCUCCUCUCAGCCGUGUUCGAUCGCGUCGCUGUUGAUCGAUUUGUCUUGAUUUCGAAGGGGCAACGAGAUCCGAUCCGACCCGAUCGUUCGUUCCCGAGGCGACCGGGACUCCACGCGACUCGCGAGCCGCUUCCACCCUUGUCCGUUUCUCUCCGCCCGAGAUCGCCCGGUUUUCAUCGAGUCGCGCGAGCGGGGCCAACUGCAACCGCGGCACGUUCGGUUCCGCUUCUACUAAGCGACUCGACGAGAAGAUGGAGAAGGUGAACGCGCCGAGUCGGGGCGCGGAGUCGGUCGGCCCGAUCGGAUCUCCUUCUCACUUUACCGAACGCGUAGAUAGAUUCUUAGAGCGUUGCGUCGGCGAGGACUCGCGAGAAAACGAAAAGAAAAAAAAGAAAAAAGAAACGAGGGGGGAGGAGGAGGAAAAGAGAAAAAACGGCACGUCUCGUAUACAAUAUAUCGUAUACAUAUAUACAUAUAUAUAUAAAUAUAUAUAUUUAUAUUCGUAAGGCUAAAUACCCCUAUCGCGCGCCGCUUAUAUUAAUCCGUCUUUUUAUCCUGCUCGUCUGCGAUACCACAGAAAUCAUGAUGAAUCGUUCAUUAAUUCUGGUGAUAAGACGGUCGUUGCAGCGUCCGGACUCGCGUCCGCGGUGGGAGUCGCGCGAGAGGAAACAAACACGUUACAAGAGAUCACGCGCUAUUCUCCUUUCUCCUACUCUUCGCGUUUUUCUCCCUUUUGUGUUCUCUUCCUCCCUCCCUCCCUCCCUCCCUCCCUCCCUCUCUCUCUCGCUCUACCUUCUUCUCGGUCCCGAGGGAGAGGGCUCGUAUUGUUCUUCGCACCCUUCUCUGGUUCCUGGCGGCCGAGCCGGAGCCUCGCUCGGCGACCUAACCCCGCGCGGCUCGAGAUCGAGACGAUCUCUCGCGAUCGCGCUCUCUCCACCGCGACGCGCGAAUCCGCGACGUCGGUGGGCAACGACGCGUCGCGUCGAUAACGUGUAAGCUGUUUCUAGGGGGCGAGUUAGUGGGAUUUGACAAUUUUAUAGAGAGAAUCAUAUUUUUUGUGAGAUAGCAUUUACAACAAUACACUUAAAUGGAUAUUUUUCACAUAGGGAGGUACAAAUGCGCGAGCGGCAGAGACGCGCCGUCGUCGCGCGACAGCGGCAAUGAGGGGAAGCCCGCGCGGUCAGUUUUCGCCAAAACCGAUAGGAAUCAAAAAAGCAGCGACAGAUUGAACUCGACCAUUUAGCGUGAAUAGCGACGUAAGUGUUGUACUAAGUCCGAUCGGCCCCCCCCUCCCCUGCCCCGCCCCGCCCGCGUGCCGCCCGAUGCGAGAGAGGGGCGACGAGACAUCGAGCGUGUGCAAUCAUCAUUGUUAGGCUCUUCCGUAUUGAAUUCCCGUGGAGGAUACGUCCCGUGUUUUGCAUGCAUCUGUCGGGGGAUAACGCGCGGGUAUCGCUGCAGAUCCAAGUGUGUUGCACCUCGACGCGCGCGAGAAAAUAUCCGAGAAGCGAUACAUCUCUUCCGACGCGCUUAAGGCCGCCGUUGGUCGAAGUCGCGUCGUUCAGCACGUUCGAGCGUAUUAGAUAUUGCGAGUGAACACGUUUGAACGACGCGAUUUGCAAGGAACGGGUGAGAAAAAGUUGGGCUAAAUCAACACACUCGGCUUUGGAGCGCACUCCUCUCCUGGAACCUGAAGCGCGCGCAUUAUAUCUUCAUGAGCGUGAAAUCAUCGCGACGGUGGAAACUGCAUUUUUACCGCUCGGUGCCGCCGGAGAGGGCACGCGAAAUGCACGGAGAUUAGAAGUGGCUCGAUUCGGUCCGAGCUUGCGAUCGAAACGCUCGGAGGGAUCUCGAACGCUGACGUUUCGUGCCGUUUACGGUGUAUUCUUUCGAUGAUUUUUACCUUGGCGAAUUUUUACAUCGCAUGCUACUUUUUUUCUGUUUCUAUGAAUUUAGGGCCGGCUCGCUUUUUUUUCGCGAGUGAAAUUCCGACGACUGAUCGCGUCAGCGUCGCUCGCCUCGGCGAUUGAUUUUCCUGCGUUGCAUCGAGAAAGAACAGUACCAUGUUGCAUUGAUUGAUCAAGUAUCACGACCCUUGUUAUAUCGACUAGAUUUUUUUUCACGCGCGUAAUUCUCUGUAUAUAUUUCCAGCGGCUCACGAACGAUCGCGACCCUCGAAAAAAAGCGUUGUGAGCGGAAGAAUCGUGUCAUUUCUAAUUAGCACGCCACGCAAGGAGACCUUGUUUGUUCGUUUUUUCAAUACGCAAUGAUAGGAGGUCCUUCCGAAAGGAAAUUCCGGAGACACUGUUAGAAAUCGUUGGUCGGGAACGUUUGUGUUUUCGGACCCGUCACGCACCGCGAGUCCCUUCUAAGUGUAGACUCGGUAAUUUUUUUCCUUUUAUCUUCUUUUGUUUUAUUUUUUACGAUUAUUCGCUUUAUUUGGAUUACGAUCUCCGAUCUACCGAUCUACGAGAAAAACAAGUAUAUUGUCUUUAUGACUUGUUGGGUAUGCGUAUAUCUUAUAUUUCGAGUCAUACAAAACAUCAUUAUUAUCGAGAAGCUUAACCCUCGACCUCUACGCGGAUCUCGAUCUUGACCAACACGAUGUUCGCUUGCUAGCUGUGUGAGCGCGUUCCCAAAAAGUCCAAAAGAAAAAAAAGAGAGAAGACCGCAAUGAAAAGGAUGAAUGUGUGCAUGCGGGGACGGAUGAAGUUCGCGCUCACCGAUUGGAGGAGAGAAAAGCUAAGCGCGAAAGUUGUGCAACACGAGAAAAGAGAGUAAUCCGUAUAGAAUAGCGCAUGUAGGAUAUGUUAAGGCCACGUCCGCGCUUGAGGGUUAAUCCUCUCAUGCAAAUCACACCAUUGCGAGUUUGCGAAAAUUUACGAGGUCGUCGACAAUGCGGGGCUUCGGAGCGCAGUUAUUUCUGUGGAAAUUUCGAGUAAACGUUAAUACUUGUUGA
Molecule: messenger RNA, 9305 nt
Organism: Harpegnathos saltator (Jerdon's jumping ant)
Lineage: Eukaryota; Metazoa; Arthropoda; Insecta; Hymenoptera; Formicidae
Product: Histone gene-specific Epigenetic Repressor in late S phase
Exons: 12
Coding region: 567-6257 (1896 amino acids)
Biological process (GO): negative regulation of DNA-templated transcription; heterochromatin formation
Cellular component (GO): chromatin silencing complex
Molecular function (GO): transcription cis-regulatory region binding; chromatin binding
Source: RefSeq, a predicted model, not a curated record